AUGGCUACAAAUCAACAAACCAGCUUCGAAAGGUCUCUGGACCUCUUUCGGCGAGAGCUUUCUGACGACCAGAUCAAGAGAGUCAAUGGAGUCAACCAGAAGACUGUUACAGAUACUAUCCAAGAAAUUCAGGGCAAAUUAGGGCGCAGGGAUGGCCUUUGCAAAUUGACCCGAAUCCAGAGAUUUCUUCAAGCUAUGGAACACAUCGAGAAGCUAGUCACAAUAUUCCUCAACGCCAGUGACUUCGUGGCUUUCAUUUGGGGUCCGAUCAAGCUGGCUCUUAUGGUCGCCACUACUUGGACAGAAGCUAUCAGGCAACUGAUCGACGCUUACGAAGAAAUUGCAGACGCGCUAGGUAAUCUUGCCUUCUUCCACAACCUCAUUCAGAGUAGAGAUCACUUGAAGUUGGUCUUGGACGAUUAUUUCUCCGAUAUCCUUCGAUUCCAUCGAUGCGUCCUUGAUGUCUUUUCUCGUCCAGAAUGGAAAAGACUGUUUAAAUGGGCUUGGGGAAGUUUUCGGCGCGAAGUUAAGCCAAUUCUCGAAAGUCUCAAACGCAAACAGGCUCUGUUAUCAGAUGACAAGCUGCAAUCCCACGCUAUCCUCAAGGAAGUCCAAGACUCCGAUCAGUACGCUAAGGAUCAGUUCAGUAACCUCCAGACAAGUCUCGAUGAUAUAAGGUCUACUUUGGCUUCUGAGCAGUUGCAAAGCAAGGCUUUACAAUCUCGGGAAAUGAAGACCUACUUGGAGAGUCGACUGGACGUUUCAACGUCUCGAACUGAUCUUCAGCUAGAAUCACAGGAUACUGUCGAUGAAAAUUCUGGCAUUUGGAUCUUUUCCAAUCCAAUUUUCAACGGUUGGGAAGGAGGAAAAUCUGCAGAGAAAAGGGUCUUGUUCCUCAAUGGCUCCCCCGGUUCCGGCAAGUCCACGUUAGCCAAGACCAUCAUUCGUCAUCAAAGGCAGAAAGAAGCGUCUGAAGCUCCCGGGCGAUCUUUCCUAGCUUAUUUCUUCUUCAAACACAAUGUAGCGGACCAGAGAACGGCUCGGUCUAUGCUCCGACAUGUCAUCAUGCAACUCGUCGAUGCAGAUGAAACUACAUUGAGGUUCGCACAUGAAAGAUUAUCCACGAAAGAAGUCACCGAACUUGCCGAUCUCAAGGAACUGGCAAGUGAAUGCUUUACAUCUCGGCCGAAUGCAACGCUUGUUCUUGACGGACUGGAUGAAGCGAUGGGCAACGAGCAAGAAAUCUCUAUCAAGUGGUGUCUGGAUAAGCUUGUUCCAGCCGCAAGAUCCAGUGGCUGUCACCUUAAAAUACUGAUUUGCGGGCAGAGAGACGGAAGACUCGACUGUAUACUAUCGUCUCAUCCUCAGAUCCGACUAGACCUAGUAGAUGCUCACCAAAAAGACAUUGAGCAGUUCACGAAAGAGCAAGCCGCGAAAAUACGGACUAGGUUUCGAUUAGCAGCACAGGAAGAAGAGAGCCUAGUCUCCAAAAUAGCGGGCGCAUCACGAGGGAUGUUUCUAUAUGCAAGAGUGGUCCUUGAUAAUCUUGCAGCUAUGGACUCAAAACGAGACUUUAAAGACGAACUGGAAAGCGAUGCUUUCCCGAAAGAUCUUGAUCAAGCUUAUGAUCGUAUCACUCAACGUGUUCUGCAAAACAAUCGGCCCUCACGCGACACGAGCGUAAAGAGGAUCCUGGGCUGGAUUAUUUGUGCAGCAAGGCCCCUUCGAUGGCGCGAAAUACAGUCCAGAUUCUGCAUCGACGCAGAACAGCAGAUUUGUGAUAUUGAUAACCUUCGUCUAGACAGCUGCAAACAGAUUUGCAGCUCUUUUGUUGACGUGACGGAUUGCGAGUUGUUCCCACGCAUUGAAUCCGAACAGGUUGUCACCAUGGUUCACGAAACAGCAACCAAAUAUCUCAUUCGCAACAGGACGAUCAAUCUGCUACAGGAGCAUAUCGACAUGGCUCUCUUUUGUUGUCAGUAUUUAUCAUCUCGACCUUUUACUACAAGUAAGAGCCAAGAUAUCAGUGCCGACAUUCAUUCAGGCUAUUUUGGGUUCUUGGACUACGCCGCUGCUCACUAUGCCGCCCACGUACAUGAGGUUGAGGCUCCAGAGGUUUCCACGGAUUCAGCACCUGGACUUAAGUCUGUCAAAGCAGUAGCAGUUGAUUUGGCAAAAGUACAUGGCAAAGAGGCCUCAGUCGAGACAGGAGAAAUCGCGAAGGCAGCUGAAAACCUGCACCUUGCCAUUCAAGAUAAUGUGCUCGUUGUGCGAAACCUAAUCAGUCUACAAAGAGAGAAGUCUGAAACCGAUGUUUUUGGCGCAACUGAGGGGCCAAUCAGACACAAGUGUCACAAGAUUCAAUGCUCCAAGUUUUCCACGGGGUGUCCGAACGAAGCCGCACUUAAGGAGCACUUAGCAGUGCAUGAGAGACCAUUCCGAUGCCCACAUUCUGAUUGCUUUGGGCAUGGAAUCGGCUAUCCUUCGUCCGAGCGAUUGGAAAGUCAUAAUGAGGCAUUUCACCAAAGCGAGUCCAGGGUCAAGAUAGCUUUUCCAUCUGACCUUCAGACUGGCGAAUGGAACAUUCACGAAGCUUGCAAAGCAGGUAACCUUGACGAAGUUAAGAGGUUUCAUUGUGAGGGAUCUGAUCUCAAGCGCGUUCUUCCAAAGAUUGGCUCGCCUUUGUGCGCUGCUGUCGAGGCUGGACAUGGUGGUAUCUGCCAGUACCUCGUUGACAAUGGAGUUGAUCCUUUCCGUUGGGGAUCUAAUACCGUUGCAAUGAAGACGCCAGUCGUUGCGGCAAUAUAUCGACAGCGCUGGGAGAUCUUGGACUUCUUUCUGUGUAGCGGGAACGGCCCAGACGAUUCCGAGCUGUUGAAGGGUAUUGUCCGGGCGAUACACGCGAAUCAACCAGUUGCAUUGAACAUGUUUCUGACACUAAGACAGCCCGAAUACCAUACAGCCGUGAUGAAGCUGGUUCCAAUGGAAAUCGUAUCCCAGACAGACCAGAGAUUAGGACAGGGAGACUCUCACUCAGCAGACGCCACUCUAUUACAUACCUGGUUCCAAUAUGUCAAGCCAGAGUUUUACAAUGAGAAAGGGAUAUUCGUUGCACGGCCCGACUGUGAAGAAUACAAGAUCUGGGGAGAUCUAUUUUUUCGACAACAUAAUUUGUUCCGCAAGGCGCUUCGUUUCAAAUGCUUCUCUCUUGCCACAUUUCUUAUGGAUAUCGGAAAUGAUGAGUAUCUACAACUUGAAUAUGAGGAUGGGGACACAGCAUUACAUUUCUGCAUAAACAUAAUAUGCAAAGAGGACUGCAGUAAUUGUUUAUCCAUGGUUAGGCGCAUUCUUCAAUACGACGCUAAAUCUGCCAAUAUUACAAACCACCUAAACAGGCUACCGGCGCAUACAGCAGUUAGGCGUACUAAAUCGCAAGCUAUUUUGCGAGCUGUUCUUAAAAAUACCGGAGAUCUCAACCACAGGGACAGCUCAGGGGACAGUCUAUUGCAUGUAGCAUCAUUUGCUGUCUCGGUUCGCAUGCUACUGGAUAAUAAGUCUGUGGAUCUCUUCAGCCGAAACAAGAAAGGACAAACCGCAUUUUCAGCAUGUUCCUAUCAUAUUCUUUAUGCCGAAGCCGAGGUAGAGGUUCUCGACCCUCUUUUCAAAGCAGACCCAAGACUUGCAUGGACACCAGACAAAUCCGAGGAGGGACUCACGCCGCUCGAUUACGCAUUACGAUGGAUACCAGACUAUUAUGUUAGCUCUCGCUUUGGACGAAAGGCAACCAGACUAGUCAAGUUUUUACUUACAUGUUCCGAAGUGAAACGAGUGCUGGUAGAGUAUCAAGCCAAUUCAACUGAUGCCGAUCGGAGAAAUGUGCGAGAAUUUGCAGAGAAGGAAAUGUUACAGGAGGCACUGGAAAUAAUGGAUUCGAUUGGGUUUAACACUACCUAA
Molecule: messenger RNA, 3954 nt
Organism: Fusarium verticillioides 7600
Lineage: Eukaryota; Fungi; Ascomycota; Sordariomycetes; Hypocreales; Nectriaceae
Exons: 7
Coding region: 1-3954 (1317 amino acids)
Molecular function (GO): protein binding
Source: RefSeq, a predicted model, not a curated record